Messenger RNA from Guyanagaster necrorhizus, 327 nucleotides. RefSeq lists its product as uncharacterized. Lineage: Eukaryota; Fungi; Basidiomycota; Agaricomycetes; Agaricales; Physalacriaceae. The record is from RefSeq and is a predicted model, not a curated record. The transcript is spliced from 3 exons. Bases 1 to 327 code for a protein of 108 amino acids.
AUGGUGUAUUCUUGUGGAAAGGAUACGGACAAUGCCGCGCCCGAAAGGAUUGGCCGGUCCGGUGACCUCAAAUUCGGCCAAUCGUCACUGUCAUCCAUCAGUUUUCUUUUCGCCUUAAUGUCGAUGCUGCGGCGUAGACGCGUGCAUUUCAUGCCGAGGGCCAUCAAGACAACUUCCAAGGCGAUGCUGGAUUAUUCGUAUUUGGCUAGUAUACGCGAUGAUACAUUAAAUUGUCGUUCUUCGUCUCGUGCUCAUUUUCCCGGUACUGAAGAGAGCGAUGGAACAAUUUUAAGAUACUCCCUGUAUCGUAUCGAAGACAAAAAAUGA